GACCACCCGGGUGGAGCACGGACACUGAAGCUGACUGGACCUUGAAUUCUGGACAGGACCUUGAAUUUCAGCAAAGGACUUCCUUCAUGUUGGAUUAGUUUAGCUUUAGUUGGUUUGAUUAGAUUUUUGGUGGCAGCAUCUUGGGCCACAAGGUCAUAAAAUUUGGACUUUCUCUGUCCAUCCUUUUCUAUUCACUGCUGUGCCGGAAUUAAAUUCCUCCGUGAAUGCUGAGGUUGGUGGGUGACCCCCAGAAGAGAGGAAGUGAAGUGGUAACCAUGUGGAUCCCGACCCCCAGCAUGACUCUCCCUCAGCGGGUGGUGCUGUAUGGGACGUGUGUUGUGGCAUUGAUGAACUCCGUGGGCCUUCUGGUGCUCCUGGUCCAGCAGAAUCAGCAACGUACCUGGCUGGAGCAGACAGAUGCAAGGCUGACAGAGGUGGAGCAGAGCUCUGUGGUUGAGUUCCUCCAGGAGGUGCCAAGAGGAGCGGCUGGGAUGCGAAAGAGUGCAGGAGAGGACCCGCAGUACCAGUACCAAUACCAGUACUCCAGGAAUAAGAGAAGUCAACAGCUGGAGAAGGGGCUGAUGCAGGAGCUUCACCACGGGGAGGGAGAGGAGCACCAUCAGCAGGAGGUCAGCCAGGAAGUGGGAGAGGAGAUGGAGAAGAAGAUGAAGCAUGAUCUGAAGCACAAGCACCGACACAGCCAGAGUUACCACAAGGCUCAUGUGCAGGACGACAUGAUGAUGAUGAUGACUUACUCCAUGGUCCCGAUCAAAUUGUUGAUUGACAUUUGCAACAGCACCAAGGGAGUCUGCAUAGCUGGACCUCCAGGACCGCCUGGUUUGCCUGGUGUGGAUGGUAUGCCCGGCCACAAUGGGACUGAUGGAGUGAAUGGACUGCCUGGGGCUGAUGGGAAAAAAGGAAAGAAAGGUGACAAAGGAGACCCGGGUGAACGAGGAGAGCGUGGAGAGUCCGGUCUGCCUGGAGAGAAUGGACAGCCAUCUAAUGAUGUCAUUAUCGAGGGGCCUCCUGGUCCUCCUGGUCCUCCGGGACCUCCUGGGCUCAUGGGCCCUCCCGGACCUCCUGGGCCUCAGGGACCUCCCAGAACAAGGCACCACAGAGCCAACCUUCAGGCUGCUCAGACUAUGGGGCUGUUACAGGCAAUCCCAAAUGAUGAAACAUCAUUGCUAAAGGAGGCCAUGAAACUACAUUUGAAGCCUGCUAAGAAGAACGAGUGCCUGAUUAAAUCUCUGAUCAACCCCAGGAACAUGACAAAGAUGGAGACCACAUUCGGAGCAUGGAUGAAAGACACCGCUCGGCUGAACGAUGAGCGAAUAUGGGUGGCAGAACACUUUUCUGGUCGUAUGGUGAAGGCGUAUAAUAGCAUCGGCUCCUUUCAGAACGGCAGCAGUGACAUGGUGGACGUUAGAAAGUUCUACCAAGGCUGCGGCCACGCUGUUCACAACGGCUCCUUCUAUUAUCACAUCGCCGGCACAUCCAACAUUGCCAAAUAUGACUUUCAAACCAGGAGGCUUCACACUCUUCCUAUAAACAACGCUUUGUACCACAACUUCGGCUACCUGCUCCACAACUCCAAGACCUACUUCAAAAUGGCAGCAGAUGAGAACGGCUUGUGGCUGAUCUUUGCCUCAAGUGUGGAUGAGAGCAUCAUGGUGGGCCAGCUUGACCAGAAGACCUUCUCUAUCACCUCCUACAUAAACACCACCUACCCACGCACCAAGGCGGGUAAUGCCUUCAUCGCCUGUGGAGUCCUGUAUGUCACAGACACCAAAGACACCAGAGUCACCUUCGCUUACGACCUGCUGAAGGGUAAACCGGUCAAUGUGACCUUUGAUUUGAGGCCUCCGGGUGGUGUGCUGGCGAUGCUUUCCUACAGCCCCAAAGACAGACACCUGUACGUGUGGGACCACAGCUACGUCAGGCUCUACGUCGUCCACUUCAUCUCUGAUGAGUGAGAAACUUACUGUCUGAACGUGACAGACAACAAGCAGACAUGACUAUUACAUAGUGAGAGUAAGAAACGAUUUACCCCAUCUUUGGAAAUUGGUAUAAAAAUAUUUAGAUUUUCAACUUUAUUGUCCAGUAGAGCGUUCCUGUCAGAUGAAGCUGGAAUUAUUAUUUUUUUAAAAUCACUGUCAAUUGUCAAAAAUAAUUACUGCUGUAUUUAUUUGUGAUGUACAUGUGAGAUUUCAGAGGUACUAAUGGUGUGAACUUCUUUUUUUAUCAUUUUGUAUCAAACAAUUUACACAAAUUGAACUUAUAACUCAACUUUUGUGUAUGUUUGUGUUGUAAGUUGUUAAGAUUAUUUAGCGUAUUUGCAUGGCAGUUUAUCUUUUAUGUAUUUUUAUAUAGAUGUACAUGUCAUACCACCUGACAUCGUGUCCAUAAUAGACAGUCCACCUGCCGGCGUAUGAAUGGAGUAGCGUCGUCUCCGGUUGAUUAUUCCAC
Molecule: messenger RNA, 2466 nt
Organism: Larimichthys crocea (large yellow croaker)
Lineage: Eukaryota; Metazoa; Chordata; Actinopteri; Sciaenidae
Gene: gldn
Product: gliomedin
Exons: 10
Coding region: 225-1973 (582 amino acids)
Biological process (GO): signal transduction
Cellular component (GO): cell surface
Source: RefSeq, a predicted model, not a curated record